AUGGGGUGUGGAAGAAAUUCUCACAGAACCCUGAAAAUCUGCUGUGGUGUCACUACCAUUUUCCUCAUCACUGUCAUAGUGGUGGCAGUUGUCUUGUUCUUCACCGUUUUAAAGCCUAAAGACCCCAAAAUAAUAGCUCAGCCUGUUGGCCUGGAAAACUUUAAACUACAAGUACUGCCAGUUUUCGGGCUAAACGUCACAUUAGGGAUAUUGGUCACGGUUGAUAAUCGUAACUAUGGAAGCUUUAAGCACGAGGCAAGCACUGCUUAUGUGAGUUAUCGUGGGAAUGUCGUGGCUGAAACUCCGAUAGAAGAGGACACAAUUCCUGCUCGUCAGAAGCACAAUAUAAGCACAUCCGUGGAAAUCACUGCAGAUAAGUUAUUAACAAAUCUUGAUUUUUGGUCUGACUUUGCUAUUGGGAUCCUGAAUUUUACUUCGGCAACUACCCUGCAUGGGAAGGCCAGCCUAUUGAAGCUGUUCAAGACGAAAGUUACCAGUUAUACCACCUGUGACAUCUCUAUCUUCAUUCAAACCAAGAGAGCUGAUUCUGUUUGCAAAUCGAGGGUCAAGCUAUAA
Molecule: messenger RNA, 576 nt
Organism: Juglans microcarpa x Juglans regia
Lineage: Eukaryota; Viridiplantae; Streptophyta; Magnoliopsida; Fagales; Juglandaceae
Exons: 1
Coding region: 1-576 (191 amino acids)
Cellular component (GO): plasma membrane
Source: RefSeq, a predicted model, not a curated record